AUGGGCGUCGUCAUCAGCGGCGCGCACUAUUACGACACGUUUGAUCGCAAAUCGACCCCACUCAUCGACUUGCACAGCAGAAAAGAGCCCAAUCGCUCCACCACUGAGACACUGGGACUGACAGACUUUCUCGAUCGAGCCAACGUACGUCGCGUCGACCUCCUCUCUGGGUUACCAGUAGAGACGCUAUCGCAACCCGUUAACCUCAUGGUUGACGUUAUGGCACCGCUUUGUACAGACUCGUGGGAGACCAAGGCUCAGCUGUUGUUUGGCAACUAUUUCCCUGCUAUUCGUCAUGAAUUUUGUCGCGAUUUUCACGAAUUGUUUCCAAGGGAUCGAUUUUUUAACCAUCACUGUCAUAAACAUGUCGAAGUCUACUUAGACCACUUUAAUGACGAGCUGGUGGUGCGUAAGAUCAUGAAAAACGUGCAGGAAGGUUACAUGCAGUUGGAGCUUGAUGGGUACACUGAUGAAGUGGCUGACGCGAUCGUGGGUCGAUACAGUAAAGGGAUUGCGGUCGAUGACGUUAUCGCUUUGCUACCAUCUUCUUUCGAUGCUGACCACGUGGCUUUAGUUGAUGCUCUUGGCGUUAGCGCUUUGCUUAACUAUUAUUUGGAGUCUCAAGAGCUGACGAUGGGGACAAAUGUGAACGGAGAAGCUGCCAUUUCAGCUGAAGUGACUCACGCCACUGCCGCGUAUUUUACGCCGGAUUUUCUGUCGACUACCGUUGGGAUGAACUUCCUGUCGACUACACACUUGGCGUUCUUCUGGGAGUGCUCAAUCUUACACACGUCGAUGGACAAGACGAUGAGAGUAGACGACGUAAACGCGUCUGCACUGAAACAAUGUGGUAGGGAAGUGGCCCGACAUCUGCCGAUUGUUAUUGCAAAUCUCAUGUUUCUCUUUCAAUCUAAGGAGAGAGAUUACACUACGCUGGACAAUACUACGACGUACACAUUGGGUCGAAGACGUGAGUCGGAUUCCGACUAUAAAGUUCUACAAGUCCCAGAAACGCUUGAUGACUCGCCGCUCUUCUCUAUCGAUGGAUCCAGCUGGUCCAAGACCAAAGCAGACACGUCGUCAGUAAUGACGCUAUCAACCACUCCAUACAAAUAUCUGUAUACACCGGACUGUAAACGACUGGUAACUCAAGCACUAAGUCAGAGUGGGCGCAAUGUACAGAAGUAUCAAGCGUAUCUGGGAGACGGCCUUGGUAACUGUGCGCUCCGAGAUUCCCAGGAAACAGAUCAGCAAACACUCUGCCGGUUUGAAGAGAACCAGAAUUUACAGCAAGAAAAUCUGCGGCAGAUCGAGUGGCUCAUGAUCGAUACGACGACGUUAGCUAGAAGAAUCCGCAUCAUCGACAACACCAGUCGACAAAUCCGCACGUUCCUGCUGAUGCUCAACUUCAUUGGGGCGUCUCACUACGCUCUCCAGUACAUCUACAACCUCAAAAGUAUCUGGAUCUUCAUCAGCAAUAGCGUGUUACAGCCAGCCGCAGAGGAGCGAACGCGUCAAGCAACUAUCGACAAUAUCAACCACCAGCCAUCCCCAGUCGUUCGCCUUGGAAUUCUGGAGCUACUGAUGUGUGAUCCCGCGGAUGGAGCACUGGAACACCCACUCACCAUGGUACUAAUGUAUCUUGGCGCUAUUGGAUCGUUAAGUAACAUUUUCAGACCAGAGUGCACCGCCCAGCUGUCUACGAUCGGAGUUGGUAUAGUGAUUCACUGUGUUCCUGCCAUUCCCGUUAGCAACAUGAACCUCGUGUUAACGACACUUAGUAGCAGCUACUGGGUUAUCCGUGUGACGUUGCAGUCCCAGUCUCUGGCCAUGCGUCUGGACCACGUCGUUCGCGACAACUUCAUCCGCUUCUGGCUCACCAACGCAUGCGCAGUGCUCGUCAUCCACUUUACGUGCAAGGGGAUCGCUGAUGUCGUGUUCAAGAAUAUCAAGCUGAGCUCCGAUCCCCAUAUCUACGCCAUUCUCGGAGGACUGGCCUUGUCCUUAGCGAUCUCAUCUGGGUUUAUCCUCGUUCAUAUUGCUGGAACGGACAGAGAAAGGUUUACUACGUUUAUCAAGAAAAACUCUACCAGAUCGUUAUGGAAAGCGGCACACGACCGAGCUAUGAGCUAUCGCGCGUUCGUCGCUAGAUGGAGCACGAAAGACCUCGACUCGGUGUUAUAUCACUGCGCGUCGCCACAGAUUGCGCGUCAGUUGCAGAUUUCCAGCCUACCAGAGCAACCAGAACAUCGCGCAUGGAAGCAAGGAAGUCGAUCGGAGGACCUCGUGGACAGCCGACCACCGUCCAUUCGCAUCAAUGACUUUGUCGCUGUGCACUGCGCUGGAGGAGCACAUUUGCACUUGCAAAGUGUCAAGUGGUAUCUGAAAUCUGACGGGUGUGGUGGGGUCACAACAGCUGAAUUGAUAGUAAGGCACCCUCGGGUUUACACAGUAGAUGCCGAUUCCCCGGACGUCAGCAAGGACGCGCCGAGAUAA
Phytophthora infestans T30-4 is the source of this 2496-nucleotide messenger RNA. RefSeq lists its product as uncharacterized. The transcript is spliced from 3 exons. The record is from RefSeq and is a predicted model, not a curated record. Lineage: Eukaryota; Oomycota; Peronosporomycetes; Peronosporales; Peronosporaceae. Bases 1 to 2496 code for a protein of 831 amino acids.